AUGACGUCAGCGCCCGGUGUCCGGACUGUGAAUGGGGGCAGCAUGAGGCCGCACGGCCUUUUGCGCUCCGGACAGCGGCUGAGUCGGGCCAUGAGCCGGUGCGUUUUGGAGCCUCGGCCCCCAGGGAAGCGGUGGAUGGUGGCUGGCCUGGGGAACCCUGGACUGCCCGGCACGCGACACAGCGUGGGCAUGGCGGUGCUGGGGCAGCUGGCACGGCGGUUGGGUGUGGCGGAGAGUUGGACGCGCGACCGGCACUGUGCCGCGGACCUCGCUCUGGCCCUGCUCGGGGAUGCUCAGCUGGUCCUGCUCCGGCCACGGCGGCUCAUGAACGCCAACGGGCGCAGCGUGGCCCGGGCUGCGGAACUGUUUGGGCUGACUGCCGAGGAAGUCUACCUGGUGCAUGAUGAGCUGGACAAGCCCCUGGGGAAACUGGCUCUGAAGUUGGGGGGCAGUGCCAGGGGCCACAAUGGAGUGCGGUCCUGCAUUAACUGCCUCAACUCCAAUGCAAUGCCAAGGCUGCGAGUGGGCAUUGGGCGCCCAACACACCCCGAGGCGGUACAGGCCCAUGUGCUGGGCUCCUUCUCCCCUGCUGAGCAGGAGCUGCUGCCUCUGUUGCUGGAUCGAGCCGCCGACCUGAUCUUGGACCACAUCCGUGAGCGAAGCCAGGGGCCCUCACUGGGGCCCUGAUACCAGUGGCCAUGGCUGCCCGCCUGACUAUAGUGCCCACAAACCCAGCCUCAGUCAUAGAGCUGCCACACCAGCCUUGGUAUCUACUUUUUAUACAGCUCUCCUCUAGACUGUUCCAGGCUGCCCACAGAUUAAAGUGGGAGUGACUGUGGCUGAAAUGGUCCAUUUCUGGAGCCAGUUCUUCUUUCUGUGUCCUACUUGGGAUGUAGGGGAAAUUCAGGAAGACUAAACUUUUUGAGCCUUUUUAGAGAACCAGGGGCAUGGAUCUGUAAGAUUAAAGAUACUGGUUUGAGGCCGGACUCGGUGGCUCACACCUGUAAUGCCAGCACUUUGGCAGGCAGAGGUGGGUGGAUUGCUUGAGAUCAAGAGUUUGAGAUCAGCCUGGCCAACAUGGUGAAACCCCGUCUCUACUAAAAAUAUAAAAAUUAGCCAGGUGUGGUGAUGGGCAUCUAUAAUCCCAGCUACUUGGGAGGCUGAGGCAGGAGAAUUGCUUGAACCCGGGAGGCAGAUGUUGCCGUGAGCUGAGAUUGCGGCACUGCACUCCGGCCUGGGUGACAGAGUGAGACUUCGUCUCAAAACAACAACAACAACAAAAAAAAAAAGAUGCUAGCUUGGAAGCUAAGGCCUCUUCAGGGGGAUCUCACUCUUCCCUUGCUGGCAGGGGAGGGGACAACAGGAUCCAGCCAGCCCUGCUCCCGGGGCAUGUGUGGGCAUGCCUUGGUCCACUGAGAGCCAGACACUCCUUUCUUCAGCCCAUUUUACAGAUGGGAAGGCUCAGAGAGGUCUGGUUACAUCCCCAGGGCCACACAGCUGUGGCCUGGCAGAUCCUUCAUUUGUACCCAGGACUUGCUGCCACCUUGCUGUCCCUGGGGCCCCUAGCACCCUCACCUCAUGGUUGCUGUGUGUCCGGAAGGUCCCCACGCGGGUGAUAUAUGACAGCAGUCUGAGGUCCUGGGGGUUGGGUGGGAUGCGGGCCUGGCAAGGUACCAGGCCUAGAUCCCCUGGCCGGUAGGGUGUGAUAUGAGAGAGCUGCGGCAGCAGAGACCCAGUCCUAGGCAGCUGGAUGCUGGGCUGGCUGUAAGGAAGGGGCUGAGGGUCACAGAGACUUCGGCAAGCCUGGGUUUUGGCCCAGAGUGAGCUGAGCAUGGGCUUGAAGGCUCACCUCUCCUUGGGUGAACCAUGGGACUGUGACUCCUGGUGGGGACACAUAGCCUUCUGGGAUCUCGGGACCACAGUGGAGCCAAGCAUGACCAGCAGUUGCUGCAGCAUCUCCUUGUGCCACAGCUGGAACAUCACAUCUAAUUCGCUGUCCUGUUCAUCAGGGCGCAUCUGUGGGUGACGGUGGGGUGGCAGCAGGCCCACAGUGGCCCCAGUACCCAUACUUCUCCAGGAAAUUCCAACCUCAGUGCCCGUUUCCAUGAAGUGUUCCCUGAAUGUGAUGGGAUACCCAUUCUCCUUUCAGGAAGACUGAGGCCUGAGACCUUUCAGAGCCUCGGAGAAGGAAUCCAGCUCCUCAGAAAAGGCCAGAAUCAGCAAAGGACAGACUUUCUGGGAGGCUCUCAGGGAAGAGGGGCCUCUGACCUUGAGGCAGCCCCUUCUCUGCAAGCAGCUUCCAUCUUGGGCUCACUCCCCUUCCCAUGACGCUCUCCCUCCCUCCCUUCUGCUUACCUGCAGAAUGCUCUGUAGGAAGGAGGUGGCCUGGGCCAGGGCCGCCUCCAGGCUGGCCCGAACCUUCUGCUCAUCAGCCAGUUCCUGCUCUAGCCUCCGCAAGUCCACCUGUCGCUGCUCCAGCUGCAGGCUCAGCUGGUCUCUCUGGCUCCUGGGCCCCAAUGAGUCAACAGCGUUCCCCCUUUCCCAGGACUGGCGCCACCUGGGGCCAGGGGCCCUGCCAUUUCUCUCCAAGCCCACAGGGACCCCCAGCCAGCCCCAAGUCUCAACCCAUCUGGCAGUUUCCUCUAGAGAUGGGAAGUUGCUGGCCCAGGUCGUGAGGUCAGAAAGAGCUGGGCUGGAGCUUGGCCCCAGCCUGCACCCGCCACCUGCCACCCGCCCCUCCUCAGGCUAUACGCACGUCAGUGCCUGAUUGUCCACCUGCAGCUGCACGAUUCUCUGCUCCAACUGGCUCAGCAGGAGGCGCAGCUCCUUGGCCUCCUUGAUGUCCUGCUGCUGCUCCUGGCACUUCUUGGUCAGCAUGAGGAUGACCUGUGGGUGCGGGCAAGUGGCCAUGCCCUCAGCCAGCCCUAUCCCCAGCUCCAGACACAGCCAGGCCUCCCCAGUCCCCCUGUGCAGAGUGGCCAGUGCUGCCGCUGGGUAGAGCCCCGAGCUUUCCAGGGCUGUGCUCUGCUUAUAUAAGUUAUGGGGGCUUUGAGUAAAUAAAAUCUGGACUUAGGUCCACUGCCCUUCAGCCCCCACAGGAGGCCCAGUCCUCUGUCCACUGCCUCCCUCCCUCCUGACUCGACUCCACCCCUGCAGGGCCCCUGGGGCUGCCUCCUGCCUUGCAUGCAAACACCCUGUGCUGAGACCUGCAGGCACACCUUCUGGUAGCCAAUUUUGUGCCUGGCCAUGACCUUCUCUGUGUUCUCCAGCAGCUCCACCUGUUUGCACAGAUAGUCCUGACUUUGCUUGAGCUGCUCAUUCUCCUGCAGCAGCUGCGCGCCUUGCCGGGAGAUCCUGGCGAUCUGUAGAGUAAUGCUGCUGUUCUCUGUGAUGGCCCGUUUGGUUGUCUCCCGCAUCCGGUUUGCAGUCACCUUGUGGAACUCAUUGGCCACAACGUUCACGCGCUGGAUGAUCUCUUUCCUCAGUCUGGCCAGAAAGACAGGAGUGAAAGGGGGGCCAGACUGAGGAAAGAGCAGGCACAAGCCCUGGGCACACCCCUUUCCUUUGUGAAGUUUCCAGAGCACUAGGGGUGUGAAACACCUGCACGCUCUCUCCCUGGGAGGGGUGGAGCUAUGGGCAGGACUUUCCCUGUAGAUCCUCUGGACCUUUGGAACUGGUACCAUUUCAAUGUACUCUCAACUAUUAAAUAAAAAUGAUUUAAUCCCAGUAAGUGGCAAAUGGAAGCCCUGGGAGUCUCCAGUGCCAGCAA
Molecule: messenger RNA, 3769 nt
Organism: Callithrix jacchus (white-tufted-ear marmoset)
Lineage: Eukaryota; Metazoa; Chordata; Mammalia; Primates; Cebidae
Gene: PTRH1
Product: peptidyl-tRNA hydrolase 1 homolog
Molecular function (GO): peptidyl-tRNA hydrolase activity
Source: RefSeq, a predicted model, not a curated record